Messenger RNA from Cavia porcellus (domestic guinea pig), 3259 nucleotides. RefSeq names its product ubiquitin specific peptidase 11 (gene Usp11). The transcript has 21 exons. Gene Ontology annotation, cellular component: nucleus. NCBI's taxonomy places the organism in Eukaryota, Metazoa, Chordata, Mammalia, Rodentia, Caviidae. The record is from RefSeq and is a predicted model, not a curated record. Bases 1 to 2904 code for a protein of 967 amino acids. Gene Ontology annotation, molecular function: cysteine-type deubiquitinase activity. Gene Ontology annotation, biological process: protein deubiquitination.
AUGCGGCCAAGCGUCGGGCCCCUUUCCAAGAUGGCAGUAGACCCCUAUCUGUCUGGGGGGCUCUGCUUCCGUUUCCGGGAUCAGAAUCCGGAAGUGGCCAUUGAGGGUCUUCCUAUCUUCAGUUACACUGGCAGUAGAGAACAGACGGUCAUGGCGGAGGUCACAGAAGACCCUGUCACAGCUGCCAUCGCGGCAGCCGCCGAGGACAGGGAACCGCAGCGCGAGGAGAUGCCUGGUCUGGACGACCAGUGGAACCAAAUCGAGAAUGGCGAGAGUGGGCGAGAGCGUCCACUGCGGGCCGGCGAAAGCUGGUUCCUUGUGGAGCAGCGCUGGUAUAAACAGUGGGAGGUGUACGUUCAGGGAGGGGACCAAGACGCCAGCACCUUUCCUGGCUGCAUCAACAAUGCUGAGCUCUUUGAAGAUCAGAUAAACUGGUGCCUCAAAGAAGGACUGAUGGAAGGUGAGGAUUAUGUGUUGCUCCCAUCAGCUGCUUGGCAUUACCUGGUCAGCUGGUAUGGCCUAGAGCCUGGUCAGCCACCCAUUGAGCGCAAGGUCAUCGAGCUGUACAGCAUCCCAAAGGUGGAGGUAUACCCUGUCAAACUGCUGCUUGUCCAGCACGGUGAUACCGACUUAGUGCUCACUGCUCAGUUCAGCCUCACUGAUUCUGUAGAUCAAGUCUUGCGCACAGCACGGGAGCAAUUUCUGGUGGAUGCCCAGGAGGACACACGCCUUUGGGUCAAGAAGUCAGAAGGCUAUUUGGAUCGUUUGUUCAACACACAUGUCACACUGCUUGAUGCUGCUCUUGAGAGUGGGCAGCUGAUCAUCAUGGAAAUCCGAAACAAAGAUGGCAGUUGGCCCAGCACACAGCUGCGUGUCGUGAGCAGAAUGUCAGAAGAGGAUGAGGACUUCCAGGGCCAACCAGGCAUCUGUGGCCUCACCAAUCUGGGCAACACAUGCUUCAUGAACUCCGCCCUGCAGUGCCUCAGCAAUGUGCCGCAGCUCACUGAGUAUUUCCUUGACAACCGCUACCUGGAGGAGCUCAACUUCCGCAACCCACUAGGCAUGCGGGGUGAGCUGGCCGAGGCCUAUGCAGACCUGGUGAAGCAGACGUGGUCUGGCUGCCACCGCUCCAUUGUACCCAAUGUGUUCAAGAACAAGGUCGGCCGUUUUGCGUCUCAGUUUCUGGGCUACCAGCAGCAUGACUCUCAGGAAUUGCUGUCAUUCCUCCUGGAUGGGCUUCAUGAGGACCUCAAUAGGGUGAAGAAGAAGGAAUAUGUGGAGCUGUGUGAUGCUGCUGGGCGACCAGAUCAGGAGGUGGCCCAGGAGGCCUGGCAGAACCACAAACGCCGCAACGAUUCUGUGAUUGUGGACACUUUCCAUGGCCUCUUCAAAUCCACGCUGGUGUGCCCCGAUUGUGGCAAUGUGUCUGUGACCUUCGACCCCUUCUGCUACCUCAGCGUCCCACUGCCUGUCUGCCACAAAAGGGUCUUAGAGGUCUUCUUCGUCCCCAUGGAUCCCCGCCGCAAACCAGAGCAGCACCGGGUCGUGGUCCCCAAGAAAGGCAACAUUUCAGAUUUGUGUAUGGCUCUGUCCAAACACACUGGUAUUGCGGCAGACAAGAUGAUAGUGACCGACGUCUUCAGUCACCGCUUCUAUAAGCUGUACCAACUAGAAGAUCCUUUGAGUGGCAUCUUGGAUCGUGAUGAUAUCUUUGUAUAUGAAGUCUCAGGUCGGAUUGAGCCCAUCGAAGGCUCAAAAGAUGACAUUGUGGUCCCUGUCUACCUUCGGGAACGGACUCCAGCCCAAGACUACAACAACUCCUACUAUGGUCUGAUACUUUUUGGACACCCGCUUCUGGUGUCAGUACCCCAGGACCGGCUCUCCUGGGAGGGCCUCUAUAACAUACUGAUGUACCGGCUUUCACGCUACGUGACCAAACCCACCUCAGAUGAGGAGGACGAUGGGGAAGAGAAAGGAGAAGAUGACAGCAGUGAUGAGGAUGAGAAAGACCAAACACCAGGUCCCUCCACUAGGGGCAACCUCCGAGACUCUGAGCUGGAGCAGGCUGGACCCAGCUCUGGGGCCACUAGGACAUGCUCCUUUCUCUUGGACAACGGCUUUCACACAUCUCACUGGCCCCCAAAGCGACGUCGCAAGCAACUAUUUACCCUGCAGACUGUGAAUUCCAGUGGGAUCAGCGACCGCAUAACCUCUCCUGAAGAAGUGGACACCCAGCCAUACAUUGCCAUGGACUGGGAACCGGAGAUGAAGAGACGUUACUAUGAUGAGGCAGAGGCAGAGGGCUAUGUGAAACAUGAAUGUGUGGGUUAUGUGUUGAAGAAGGCUCCAGUACAGCUUCAGGAGUGCAUCGAGCUCUUCACUACUGUGGAGACCCUGGAGAAGGAAAAUCCUUGGUACUGUUCCUCCUGCAAGCAGCACCAGCUGGCCACCAAGAAGCUAGACCUGUGGAUGCUGCCUGAGAUUCUCAUCAUCCACUUAAAGCGCUUCUCCUUUUCCAAGUUUUCCCAUGAGAAGCUGGACACCCUCGUACACUUCCCCAUCCGGGACCUGGACUUCUCUGAGUUUGUCAUCAAACCACAAAAUGAGUCAGCUCCAGAGUUGUACAAAUAUGACCUCAUCGCGGUCUCCAACCACUAUGGGGGCAUUCGUGAUGGCCACUAUACAACAUUUGCCUGCAACAAGGACAGUGGCCAGUGGCACUACUUUGAUGACAACAGCGUGUCACCUGUGAAUGAGAAUCAGAUUGAGUCCAAGGCAGCCUAUGUCCUCUUCUAUCAACGCCAGGACAUUGUGCACCGCCAGUCCCAGCCCAGGUCAUCCAGUGACCUGCCCUCCCCUGCCUGUGGCUCCAUACCCAACACUGAAUUCAUGGAUAUUAACUGAAGGAUCCUGGAAUCUGCCACAGGAAGAAAGGAAGCCCUCUCUGCCGCUCUGCUUCUUGUAACCACUGGCCCCUUUAUCCAAGUUCAGUCCCCCCACCAGGUGUUGCAGGCUUAGUUGUGGCUAUUCUCCUGUGUCACUGCAUUGCUCUUUCCCAGGAAAAAGAGCCCUGUGCCCCAUAGAGCAGUGACCUUCCUUCCUAGUCUUAUUUAUGGUGUCCCCUGCCCUCUUUCCUCACUCCACAGUGUCCUUAGUGGCUGGCGAUAGGGGUUCACCAAACAGAGUGUAUUUUCUUACUGAGACCUUGUAUUUUCUGCUGCCAUGCGUGUUAUAUAUAUAAAGUGCGGGUUUCAUCCUC